Messenger RNA from Penicillium pulvis, 609 nucleotides. RefSeq lists its product as uncharacterized. NCBI's taxonomy places the organism in Eukaryota, Fungi, Ascomycota, Eurotiomycetes, Eurotiales, Aspergillaceae. The transcript has a single exon. The coding region runs from base 1 to 609 and encodes 202 amino acids. The record is from RefSeq and is a predicted model, not a curated record.
AUGAACCAAUUUCCAACUCCAAUCUCUCCAAUUCAAACAAUCCGCCCAACAAGCGAAUCUUCAAGCCCACCCAGCUCCCGAACAACUUCUCCACCCUCCUCACCAACCUCAACAUUCCGCCACCGGUCCCGAACAACAAGCAGAAGCUUAACAUCACCGCACCACCUCUUCAACCUCUCAUUCCAACCACACCACUCCUCGCAAAGUCAGGACCACCACUCGAAUUCAUCUACAUGUGAGCACCACGUGGUUAGCAUUCUACCUUGUGCCGUCCUUCGCGGCCGCUCAUCACUUAUGGUUGUGAGACGGAGACCUUCUGCCGUUGAUAUGGCGCUUAGCGAGGAGCGCUCGAGAUGCGACGGGGAUGCCAUUGAAAGGGCGGGAUUGGAUCUUAUGGAGCCUAGACCUGUUGAGAUGGAGAGGGAGACUAUGAUGGCUAUGAAUAUGAAUGCGGGUAUGGGUGUGAAUAUGGGCGCGCGUGCGGCAUCUAAUGGAAGUGGUGCUUCGACUUCUUCGAAUGAGGAGAAGCGUGGAAGUAUCUUGCGACCGCAGCAUUCGCCACGUUUUGUUAUGGGGGGCAUUUUUGAGGUUAUGGAGGGCCGGGCUUGA